AUGUCAGAAAAAGGUGGUGACGACAGUCGCUCUUCUCAGGUUCGUGUUAGUGUUAAGCGCCGUAAUUUCUCCUACGUGGAUUCCAUUAAGGUCCGUCUCAGCGGAGGAAAACCGGAAGUUACCAUAUCUGCAUUGGGUAAAGCCAUAUCAGAUGCAGUUGCUGUCGCCGAAAUACUAAAAAACCAAGGGCUUAUCGAUGUUAAAAAAAUCACAACCUCUCGGGGCGCCGCUGAAUCUGAUGGCGACGCGGUGAACGACAAGAUCGAAAUACUGAUUACAAAGUCUAAGGACUUUGACACAAUAUAUGCCGAACAACAGAAAAGGAAGUUGGAAAACGCUGAUAAAAAGGAGUAG
This is a messenger RNA of Trypanosoma brucei brucei TREU927, 354 nucleotides long. RefSeq lists its product as hypothetical. Lineage: Eukaryota; Euglenozoa; Kinetoplastea; Trypanosomatida; Trypanosomatidae. Gene Ontology annotation, cellular component: nucleus. The transcript has a single exon. Gene Ontology annotation, molecular function: RNA binding. The record is from RefSeq and is a predicted model, not a curated record. Bases 1 to 354 code for a protein of 117 amino acids.